GACUCGCGAAUGUUUCUAGCACGCCGCACAAGUCCUCAACUAACUACACAAUUACUACGUAAAAGCUACGUCAAGCAUUUCGUCGCGCUUUUGUGGUCGGCAUGGCAGGACAAGGUUACCAAAUCAGCGAGAUCGAUGGGGACCUUUUCUCGGCUCCCAAGACGCACUCGCUGGCCCAUUGCGUGGGCGCUGACUUGGCCAUGGGCGCGGGCAUAGCUGUGAAAUUCAAGGAGGUCUACGGCAAGGUCGAUGAGCUGCGUGCCCAGAAGGCGGCCAGCGGUGAUGUGGCUGUGCUCAAGGACAAUGAGCGCUAUAUUUACUAUCUGGUGACGAAGCCACAAAGCUGGGGAAAACCCACAUACGAGUCCCUGCAGUCCUCACUGGAGCAGAUGCGCGAACACAUGCGCAAGAACAACGUAAAGCAGCUGGCCAUACCGCGCAUCGGUUGCGGCAUUGAUGGCUUGGAAUGGGAGAAGGUGAGCGGCGUGCUGGAGUACGUGUUCGGGCAGGAGCCGCUGGAGAUUGUGGUCUACAACUUUGUGCCCCCACCAAGCCAAUAA
Drosophila persimilis is the source of this 560-nucleotide messenger RNA. RefSeq names its product O-acetyl-ADP-ribose deacetylase 1 (gene Targ1). NCBI's taxonomy places the organism in Eukaryota, Metazoa, Arthropoda, Insecta, Diptera, Drosophilidae. Bases 102 to 560 code for a protein of 152 amino acids. Gene Ontology annotation, biological process: peptidyl-glutamate ADP-deribosylation. The transcript has 3 exons. The record is from RefSeq and is a predicted model, not a curated record.